Molecule: messenger RNA, 1059 nt
Organism: Dipodomys spectabilis (banner-tailed kangaroo rat)
Lineage: Eukaryota; Metazoa; Chordata; Mammalia; Rodentia; Heteromyidae
Product: olfactory receptor 52K1-like
Biological process (GO): G protein-coupled receptor signaling pathway
Cellular component (GO): membrane
Molecular function (GO): olfactory receptor activity
Source: RefSeq, a predicted model, not a curated record
AUGGCAGGAAAGUCCGUGGGCAUUGGAGUAUACAGGUUGCAAUCAAUCGCAACCAAUUGUGUAAAUUCUCCUCCAGCGCCCGACUUUGAAAUGAGGAACAACUUCAUCCUGGUGGGUUUUCCGGGACUACAGGAAUCCCGGGCCCGCCUGGUGCUACCCUUCCUCAGCCUCUACCUGGUGGUCCUGUCCACCAACGCCCUGGUCAUCCCACGGUGGCAGCCCAGCCUGCACCAGCCCGUGUACCUGCUCAUCGCGCUGCUCCUGGCCGUCAACAUCUGCGCCGCCGCCGCCGCCGCCACCGUGGUGCCCGCCAUGCUCUCCAGCUUCUCCACGCACUUGCACCGCAUCUCCCCGCCUCGCCACCUGCUCCGGAUGUUCUACGUCUACUUCCUCAUCGUCUUGGAGGUCAUCCUCCUGGUCAGGGCCUUGGAUCGCUACGUGGCCAGCUGCAGCCCUCUCCGCUCCCCGGAGGUAGUCGCGGUCCCGGCGCUGUUGGUCGCCCUGGUCGGGGUGGCGGCCUCCGGGCGCACAGGCUCUGUGGCCCGGGUGGCGGUGGCGCUGGCUUCCCGGGUGCGCUUCUGCCGCUGCUCCAGUAUCAUCCAUCACUUGGCCCCUGAGCGCACCGCCCUGAGGAAGCUGGCCUGUGGCGACGUCUGGCUCCACAAGCGGGUGGGCCAAGCCAUGCGCGUCUUCAACAGAGUCCUGGACUUGGUGCUGCUCGGGGCCUCCUGCUCCCGCCUCAUCCACGCUGCCUUCCGCAUCUCGUCCUCGGGCCGGGCGCGCUCCAAGGCCCUCCAGACCCGCGGCUCCCACCUGCUGGUCCUCUUCACCAUCUAUUCCUCCACCGUGUCCUCGUCCAUGGCCGACCGCCUGGCCCGCGCGGCCUCCCAGGCCCUGCACGACCUGCUCGGCGCCUUCUACCUGCUGCUCCCGUGCCUGCUCAACCCCGCCAGGACCAAGGCGAUCAGGCCGCACCUCGCCGCUCUGUUCCGCAGGAACCAGCAGAAGGUCUCGGCUGAGAAACCCCAGGCCCUGCCCUCGCACGAGCUUCCUUGUUGA